Messenger RNA from Chionomys nivalis (European snow vole), 3316 nucleotides. It is a transcript of the gene Enpp6, whose product is annotated as ectonucleotide pyrophosphatase/phosphodiesterase 6. The record is from RefSeq and is a predicted model, not a curated record. The transcript is spliced from 8 exons. Bases 132 to 1454 code for a protein of 440 amino acids. NCBI's taxonomy places the organism in Eukaryota, Metazoa, Chordata, Mammalia, Rodentia, Cricetidae.
AAGUGAAGUUGGCUUAGGAAGAGCAGCAGCUCAAGGUCCAGCCCCUAGACUAGAGAACAGCUCCAGGCUCUCCAUCCUCCGGCUUCACAGGGGACAGUGGUGCCAGCUGGCUCUGACAGGCCCCUGGAAGCAUGGCAGUAAAGCUCGGGGCCCUCCUGCUGGUGUUUGGGCUCAGCCUGGUCUGGCCAGCUUCUGCCCACCGGAAGCUCCUGGUGUUUCUCCUGGACGGCUUUCGCUCAGACUACAUCAGUGAGGAGGUCCUGGCAUCCUUGCCUGGUUUCAGAGAGAUUGUGAGCAGGGGAGUCAAAGUGGAUUACUUGACUCCGGACUUCCCCAGCCUCUCCUAUCCCAAUUACUACACUCUAAUGACAGGCCGCCAUUGUGAGGUCCACCAGAUGAUCGGGAACUACAUGUGGGAUCCCAGUACUAACAAGUCUUUCGACAUCGGGGUCAACCGAGACAGCCUGAUGCCCCUCUGGUGGAAUGGGUCAGAACCCUUGUGGAUCACGCUGAUGAAGGCCAGGAGGAAGGUCUACAUGUAUUACUGGCCAGGCUGUGAAGUUGAGAUUCUUGGUGUCAGACCAACUUACUGCCUAGAAUAUAAAAACGUCCCAACGGAUAUCAAUUUUGCCAAUGCAGUCAGUGACGCUCUUGACUCGUUAAAGAGUGGCCGAGCUGAUCUGGCGGCCAUAUACCACGAGCGCAUUGAUGUGGAAGGCCACCACUAUGGACCCUCGUCACCUCAGCGAAAAGAUGCCCUCAAAGCUGUGGACACGGUGCUGAAGUAUAUGAUCCAGUGGAUCCAGGAACGAGGCCUGCAGAAUGACCUAAAUGUCAUCAUUUUCUCAGACCAUGGGAUGACAGACAUCUUCUGGAUGGAUAAAGUGAUUGAGCUGAGCAAGUACGUCAGCCUUGAUGACCUACAGCAAGUGAAGGACCGAGGGCCCGUUGUGAGCCUGUGGCCAGCCCCUGGCAAACACUCCGAGAUAUACCACAAACUCAGUACAGUAGAACACAUGACCGUGUAUGAGAAAGAAGCAAUACCCAGCAGGUUCUAUUAUAAGAAAGGGAAAUUCGUCUCUCCUUUGACUUUGGUGGCUGAUGAAGGGUGGUUCAUAACAGAGAAUCGAGAGACGCUUCCGUUCUGGGUGAACAGCAGUGGCAAGCGGGAAGGCUGGCAACGUGGAUGGCAUGGGUAUGACAACGAGCUCAUGGACAUGAGAGGCAUCUUCCUGGCCUUCGGACCCGAUUUCAAGUCCAACUUCAGAGCUGCUCCGAUCCGAUCUGUGGACGUCUACAACAUUAUGUGCAAUGUAGCAGGCAUCACCCCACUGCCCAACAACGGGUCCUGGUCCAGGGUGAUGUGCAUGCUGAAGGGUCAGACCAGCUCAGCUCCAUCUGUUUCACUGAACCACUGUGCCCUGGUCUUGAUUCUCCUCUUAUGCUUUGCAUAGCUGGUCGGAUUGCUCAUUCCAAAGCACUGCUGCAGUGAGGCCUGCCACCAGCACAGGACAGUUUUCAUUUUCUUUAUCAAUAAUAGCUUAUUAACACAAUCAAGGCCAUUAAAAUUAUAAAUACAUUAUUCUUGGAUGAUUAUGUACACAUAAAAAAUUCUUAAACAAUUUUACCUAUGUUUGACAUUUUUACCUUUUCAUUCUUAUCACAAUUCAGUUUCCUCCUUUCUUUGCACAUCCUAGGGACGAUAACAAUGUCUGUCCCAGCAAGAGCCAAACUUUAAAUGGAUAUCCUGUAGUCAUCCUGGGUCCCUCAUCGUGCCUUACCCUGUCAAUCAGGCCCUCUGGGUUCAGUCCACAUCCAUGGGCUCAUAUUUGGGGAUCUGCAGCCAAAAUUCUGCACUGUCUUUUCUAUUCCAAAAAGAGGAGGUCUAGCUACAGGGAAACAAUACAUGCUGUCUGUUUCUGCCAUGGUGCAUGGUGUUUUUAUAACACCAUCUCAGAAAGCACAUAGGCCAGUAGAGAUCAUUGAUCAACCAACUGGGGGUAUCAAAACACUAGACAACUCAUAGAACCGGUGGAAGCCAUGAUUUCCUCUCUCAAAAUCUGUGAACACAAUAGCUUCUCAGUUUCACUGAGUGCAACCUUGCAGGGUUCCAUGAGACUCCAUACACAAUCUCUGAUCUGAGUCUGACCACUUACUUCCCACAAACACUACUACCCGUUAGCUCCAGGGUUGGGGUGGAAAGCAAGUAAACACCUGAUAUGUCAGCAUGGGCUUAGGAAGGAAGAGAUGGCUCCGCAAUAAUAGUAUGAACAUUAGAAACCUAAUAUUAAUUCACUGCUAGGAAUGGUGAUAUAUCAAAUGAAAGUUCAUAUUUCAGGAGUCCAGAAGACAAGUGUAAAAAGAGUUGAUUUUAUUUUUAAACAAUUAGAGGCACACAUACAGUCUUCUACAUAUGAUAGUUAGAUUUAGCAGUUUCACUUUUUUUUCUUUCUUUCUUCCUUCCUUCCUUCCUUCCUUCCUUCCUUCCUUCCUUCCUUCCUUCCUUCCUUCCUUUUUUUGUUUGUUUUGUUUUGUUUUUCGAGUCAGGGUUUCACUGUGUAGUUUUGGAGCCUGUCCUGGGACUCACUCUAUAGACCAGGCUGACCUCCAACUGGCAGAAAUCUCUCUGCCUCUGCCUCCCAAGGGCUGGGAUUAAAGGCAUGUGCCACCACCACCCAGCUUGGAAUUCUUUCCUUUUUUAUGGUGAGGCAGCAAGACACCUUCCAUAGAACGCAAUCUGAAUUUUGAUCUUGAGCAUUUUCUCAGCCUAGUAUUACACAAUAUGACACUGUCUCACAAGGCUGGCCAGAAGCGGCAGCGAACCACCGCUCCCACCCGGCCACGUGAUCCUGGGUGUAAACACACCGUACCUGAGAGCGCUGUGUGUUGCCACACUACGAGGUUCUGUAGGAUGGGGUAUUAAAUUCAUUUUGAACGGGGAGCAGUUGGAAAUUUUAAUUAAAAAAGAAUAAAAAAUAAAUAAAUAAAUUCAUUUUGACUAAAUAAUAUUUCCAGUACAUGGCGGUUCUGUUGGGGUGUGACCCCCUCGUAAGUUGAGGAAGUAACAAUGUAAAGUUGAACAUCCUGUUGCUUAGGAUCCGAAAUGAACUGACAGCAGAUGACUCACUGAGUGGCACUGCUUUGGGAAGACAAAACAGCGGAGCUCAAGAGGAGGAAGCCUUUGUCUGGUGCUCGCCUUGACAAAACAGCUCCCGGGUUUGCUGAAGAUGGUGCAGAGCAAAAGAUCACCGCUGAAAACUGGCGCGUUUCGCCUCACAAAAGACUUCUAAGGAUUUGUGUAAUGUGUUUUUAAAGC